Stomoxys calcitrans (stable fly) is the source of this 1083-nucleotide messenger RNA. RefSeq lists its product as uncharacterized. NCBI's taxonomy places the organism in Eukaryota, Metazoa, Arthropoda, Insecta, Diptera, Muscidae. The record is from RefSeq and is a predicted model, not a curated record. The transcript is spliced from 2 exons. Bases 139 to 1056 code for a protein of 305 amino acids.
UCGAUUCCAAUUUUGUAUACACAAUCAUUUUAUGGUCCUUCGAACCGGAUACACAAACCUGCGUACAUAUUUGGAGGACUCUCUGGGAUUUCAAUUCCGCCGUUUCAACUCAACAGCAUUGGAAGAAAACAGCUCAAUAUGCGUGACCAUCCAAAACCAAAUCACUCAUCGACGAAAGGAAACCGAUCAUAUGUGUGUAGAGUAUGCAGACACCCCCAUGCAUUACGUAAGUGUAAGAGAUUCCUAGAGAUGAAUACCACCAAGCGCCUCCAGGUUGUGGAUAUGUAUGGGUACUGUAAGAACUGCCUAGCUCACACCCACUCUCAAGGGAGAUGUUUUACCACAACUGGGUGUCGAUACUGUCAUCAAAAACACCAUUCUUUACUCCAUCUACAUCCCAGGCUUCAGCAAGAUAGUGAGGCACUGCAUAGACAUAGACAAAGCACAGAAUCUACACAUCAGAACCGUUCCUCGAGAUCACGAUCAAAUAAUCCAAAUCCAAUUCCACACAAGUCCAAACCGGAAAUUAAAUCUGCUUCUGGGUCCCAAGCUAAAUCAUCCACUGUAUCCUUGUCGACAAUCCUCAAACAAAAUAUAAUUACUUUGCUACCCACAGCAAUUGUCCAAAUAAAAUUCUCUAAGGAAAUUAUUAAAGUCCGAUGUAUUUUGGAUUCCGGGUCUAAAUACAGUCGUAUAUCUAUGAAAAUCGUCAAUCAGCUACGGCUAAAUACAUAUAGCCUUAAUGAGGAAACCGCUUGUCCAAUCACAUUAACAUCCGUAUAUGAUCCCGAUAUAAAUUUCGAAGUUACUCUCCGUGUAAGCAGCCGUAUCUCCAUCCAUACGCCAGAAAGGUCAUUGCCCAGUUCCUACAAAACAAACUUUAAUAAUGUUAUGCUGGCCGAUGCUAAAUUCUACAGGUCUUCUCCUGUUGACAUCAUCUUGGGUGUAGACAUUUACUCACGCGUUAUUUGUGAGGGCAUCUUAAGCCGGCCAGGUUUACCGACUGCACAAAACACUAUUUUUGGGUGGGCUAUCUAUGGUAAUUGCUCGAUUUGAAUACACUCUAGUCCGAAAUAUCCAAGA